UGAAUAAUUCAUCAUUUUUGUAAGACUCAACGAGUCGAAGAUUAUGUUGAUUUAAAGUUUUAUCAAGACUUCAUAUUGCUUCAACAUUUUGUUCAUAGUUAGUAGAGAAAAUUGUGUUCUGUAGUCGUAUAUUAGAAAAAAAAAUACUUUUUGAACAUGGAGGUACUUGAUUGUUCUUUAUGUAGAUCUAGUUUUAGUACGAUUAAGUUGUUUGCGCAACAUUUAAAAGUUUUUCAUAAAGGUGCUUUAAAAUUUAUAUGUAAUAAACGAGACUGUAUGAGAACUUUCAGUAAUAGAUCUGUUUUUAUAAGUCACAUGGGGUCACAUUUUUCUAAAACGACAUCUGAUUUAGAAAAUAUUACAAAAGAGAUUGAAAAUGAUGAGACUGUAAACUUAAAUUUUGAAGAGCCGAAAUUCUUUGAAAAUAACGAAAAACUUGAUAUAGAAAUAGUGUUAGAAUCUAAUAAUAAACCUGUUGAGAAAGUAAGUGAACCCAAAGAUAUAGAAAUGACGUUAGAAUCUAAUAAUAAGCCUGUAGAGAAAGUAAGUGAAUGCAAAGAAACGAAUUUUCGUGAAGAAACUAAACAAGACUAUGAAAUAAAAGUAGCUGGCGCAGUUGAUAUGUUAAUGUCAAGUUUGUAUGCCAAAAUUUCUUUGCCCAUAAACAUGAUUAUAUUUCUCAUGACAAUGUUUCAAAACUUCUAUAACACUAAUUUUGUUGAAAAAAUGCUUUCGUUUAAUAAUAAAAUUUUACGUUGUGAUAGCCUCAAUAACAUUCUUAACUUAAUGAAAAAUAUAUUUUUUAAUUAUUCAACUUAUCAUAAAGCAAUAAAAUCUUUCAAAUAUCUUUUUUAUGUAGAAUCAGAAGUUGUUCCCGUGGCAAAUAUAUUAAAAACAAAACGAAUUCACAGAAGAAAAAAAUAUGUUUCAGUCAAAGUAUCGGUCGCUAGUGUACCUAUAAAAAAAGUUUUGAAACAUUUUCUCGAACUUCCAAACGUUUACUCAUCAAUAGUAAAUUAUAUUAAUGAAAAAGAAAAAUGUAAGUGUAUAUGCUCUAUUUUUCACAGUGAAAGAUGGAAAUACAUUAAAAAUAAAUUUCCAGGAAAAAUUGUACUACCGUUUACUGUGUUUGGCGAUGAUUUCGAGAUAAAUAAUCCUAUAGGUUCCCAUAAGGGACGCAACAAAUUACAUAGCCUUUAUUUUACUAUAUUAGGAAUACCACCGGAAUUUGCUAGUCAUUUGCAAAAUAUAUUUCUACUACAAAUAUGUAAAUCCGAAUUUAAGAAAAUAGUAAAGCAUUCUAAGCUUUUUCAUCCUGCUGUGCGACAAAUCUUAGAUUUACAAAAAAAUGGCAUUACGAUAAAUGUAAGUGGUAGAAAUAUAAAAGUCUAUUUCGAUAUUUUCAAUAUAAGUGGGGACAAUUUAGAACUGCACACACUGUUAGGAUUUAAUGAAAGUUUUAAUUCAAAAUUUCCAUGCCGAAUUUGUUAUAUGAGUAAGGAACAGUGUAAAACUUGCGUCAAAGAAAAUGAAAAAAUAUUACGUUGUACUCAAACACAUUUAUUAGAUGUUCAACAAAAAUCACAUGGCGUCAGAAGCGAAAAUAUAUUUUCUAGUAUUCCUGGAUUUGAUCUAUUCAAAUGCGUAUCAUUUGACCCAAUGCACGAUCUACUUGAGGGACUAUGCAGAUAUGAGUUAGCAGAGAUAUUGUAUCGCCUUAUAUUUGUUGAUAAGUUAUUUACUUUUCGCUUACUACAGACAAGGUUGGAAAGCUAUUCUAAUCCUAACGCAACAAAUGAAACACCUUCGUUAAAUAUUGAUCACAUUACAAAAAAAAAAUGUUUAAUAAUGAGCGCUUCUGAGAUGAAGUUUUUAUUAUUUAAUCUCACAUUCUUAAUUGGUGAUUUGGUCCCCAGCAUAAAUAAGUCUUGGAAGUUGUACUUGUCAUUACGUAAGAUAGUAUUUUUAGUCUUUGCUCCAGUGCUAACAGAAAAAAGUAUUUCGAUAUUGCAGCAAGAGAUAACAAAUCAUCAUAUCUUAUAUCGCAAGACUUUAAAAAAACUAUUAAAGCCAAAACACCAUCAUUUGCUGCACUACAUCAGAUACAUUAUAUUGUUAGGAUUACCACGACAAUUGUCGUGUAUGCGUUUUGAGGGUAGACAUAGGCCAUUAAAAAAUAUUGCUAGAGCAACCACUUCGAGAACUAAUUCUCCGAAAACCUUAGCUAUAAGAAAUCAGUUGCAAUUGAAUUAUGAAUUUUUAGUUGGCCAGGGAUUCCAAAAAGCAAUUUAUUGUGGCAAGCAGUUGUUCGUAAGCAUAGAAUUUUUAAGUAAAUUUAAUUUAUUCAAAGAUAAAGUGUCUGAAGACGUAAAACUUACUUACACUCCAGUUGCCUGGAUUAAAGUAAAUGGAAUAACGUAUAACGAAAAUUCUGUGUUAGUGACGGGAAUUCAUGAAAAUUUAGUACAAAUAAGUAAAAUUGUUUAUACUUUGAUUAAACAAGAGUCUAAAGAUAUUAUGUUUGUAGGUCAAAAUCUAAAAAUUGUUAACUAUUCGUCUCAUUUAUGUGCUUACGAAGUUCAAGAAACAAAUGGUUUCAUUUGCGUUUGCGAAAAUAAUUUGUUUUCAAACGCAAUUUAUAACUUGCAGAAAAUGAGCGAUGGAAAAUUUUAUGUAUGCUAUGACAUGUAA
This is a messenger RNA of Phymastichus coffea, 2691 nucleotides long. RefSeq lists its product as uncharacterized. The record is from RefSeq and is a predicted model, not a curated record. NCBI's taxonomy places the organism in Eukaryota, Metazoa, Arthropoda, Insecta, Hymenoptera, Eulophidae. The transcript has a single exon. Bases 157 to 2691 code for a protein of 844 amino acids.